Solea senegalensis (Senegalese sole) is the source of this 1888-nucleotide messenger RNA. Its product is annotated as leukocyte elastase inhibitor-like. Gene Ontology annotation, molecular function: serine-type endopeptidase inhibitor activity. The transcript has 10 exons. The record is from RefSeq and is a predicted model, not a curated record. Gene Ontology annotation, biological process: negative regulation of endopeptidase activity. The coding region runs from base 71 to 1327 and encodes 418 amino acids. NCBI's taxonomy places the organism in Eukaryota, Metazoa, Chordata, Actinopteri, Pleuronectiformes, Soleidae.
GCUGCGAUAUGUCAUUUGGUUGUGAGAGACUUCUGAACUGCGGUUGUGCUGGAAGAAAAGUGACUACACAAUGGAAUCAUCAGACACUCUGAUUAAGGCCAACACCACCUUCUGCCUGGAUCUGUUCAAACAGCUGAGUGAUCUUGAUAAGACAGCAAAUGUCUUCUUCUCCCCUGUUAGCAUCUCCUCAGCUUUGGCUAUGGUGUUGUUGGGAGCGAAAGGCAACACAGCCUCACAGAUGUCAGAGGUCCUCAGAUUCACAGAGGAAGAGAAACUUCUGCCUGGAGGAGGGCAGUUCAUGCAGCAGAUGCAGCAGGCCUGCAGCCAAGUGCCACUGCAUGUGCUGAAGAGUAUGAAAAACCAGGGCCAACAGGACGACGUCCACGCAAUGUUCAGCCAACUACUGAAAGAGCUCAACAAGCCAGAUGCUCAGUACGUCCUCAGUGUUGCCAACAGGCUGUACGGAGAGCAGACCUACGCGUUUGAGAAGGAUUUCUUAGAGGAAACGAAAAAGCACUACAGGUCAGAGAUGGAGACGGUGGACUUCAAAACCAGCUUUGAGAUUGCAAGGGUCAACAUCAACACCUGGGUGGAGGAGCAGACACAAGAUAAAAUUAAGGAUGUGCUGCCCGAGGGCGCGUUGAGCAGCCUGACCAGGCUGGUGCUGGUCAAUGCCAUCUACUUCAAAGGUGACUGGAACAAACAGUUUGAGGAGGAUGCCACAAGAGAUGCUCAGUUUAGACUCAACAAGAAUGACACAAAACCAGUGAAGAUGAUGUAUCAGAAAACUAAAUUCCCAAUGAACGUGGUCACUGAAUUCAACCUCAAGGUCCUGGAGUUGCCGUACAAAGGGAAGGAGCUCAGCAUGUUCAUCUUUCUACCCAUGGAUAUAGAGGACAGUUCAACUGGUCUGGAGAAGCUUGAGAAGGAUCUGACCUAUGACACCUUCAUGAAGUGGACUCACCCUGAAGUGAUGGAUGAAGAUGAGGUCCAGGUGGGUCUGCCUCGCUUCAAGCUGCUGGAGAACUAUGACAUGAAGAGAGUCCUGGUCAGUAUGGGCAUGGUUGAUGCCUUUGAUGUGACACUGAGUGACUUUGCAGGCAUGUCUACUGCCAGUGACCUGGUGCUGUCAAAAGUCAUCCACAAGGCUUUUGUGGAGGUCAAUGAGGAGGGAACUGAGGCUGCUGCCGCCACUGCAGUGACUAUUUCGGUGACUUCUUUUCGGCCUAGCGCCAACUUCAUCGCAGACCAUCCCUUCCUCUUCUUCAUCCGCCAUAACGAGUCCAUGAGUGUUCUGUUUGCUGGUCGCUUCUGCUCCCCUGAGUGAGCAUGCCAUUGUUGCGAGCAUGUUGUCGCCGCUGAUCCGGGCGUGGUGAGGGUCUUAAAUUUAAAUUGCUGGAGAAAUCUUAAAAAUCACCACUUCAGAGUUUAAUCAAAUCCUAUACUUUGAGCACCUGGAUGAUCAAUCCUUCUAAUAUGCUGUUGCUUGUUUGCACCACUUCUUAUAUUAGUGAUUCUGUGCUUACGCUAUACUUUAUGGUCACUUUGAGGUGCGUUUCUUUAUGUUAAUGAGUUUUUUUAAUACAUGAUUGGCCCCAUUAGCUGAAGCCUCAUGUCCAGCAUUUUUACGUCACGUAAACCAAAGAGAAUAUUGUAACAGAAUCAUAUUAACAGACAAAUGAGUCCUGAUAAUUUAAAGUGUAGGUAUGCGUAUGUCCCUGAUGGGACACCAUUGGAAGACAAAUCAAUAAAUACAUUUUGAAUUUUCAAUUUCAUAAUUUCAAUUGGGCCUCAACAUGCUCAGGUUUUGUAACAAGAGUUUAAAUAAGACCAGGUCAUUUCGUGUAUCCUUAUGCUUUACACAAAGAAUAAAGGUGAAUGGUUCCCA